This is a messenger RNA of Truncatella angustata, 924 nucleotides long. RefSeq names its product oxidoreductase-like protein. Lineage: Eukaryota; Fungi; Ascomycota; Sordariomycetes; Amphisphaeriales; Sporocadaceae. Bases 1 to 924 code for a protein of 307 amino acids. Gene Ontology annotation, molecular function: oxidoreductase activity, acting on the CH-OH group of donors, NAD or NADP as acceptor. The transcript is spliced from 4 exons. The record is from RefSeq and is a predicted model, not a curated record.
AUGUCCACCAUACAGCUUGAUGAUAUCGUACGAAACACAGCUUAUCCACCAGUGCCACCCAAUUUCGGCUCCAACUACACCAAGAUCAUAUAUAAUGACACAUAUGACUUCGUAACCCCGUCCAAGUUGGACUGUAAGGGGAAGACUGUCUUAAUCACUGGUGGUAACAAAGGCAUCGGCAAGGGCAUCGCCAUUUCAUACGCAAGGGCCGGCGCAUCGCAAAUUGCCAUCACCAGUCGUUCGGACGCCUCGUCGGUAGCAGAUGAGAUCAGAGACGCAGCAUUAGAUGCUAGAAGGCAUGUACCAAUAGUGCUCACCCUUCAGGUAGAUGUUCUCGACAAGGAGGCUGUUCAGGCCGCGGCCGAAACGGUAGAGCGCGAAUUUGGUCGCCUUGAUAUUCUGAUUAGUAAUGCUGGCUUCCUGGCACGCUACGAAAAGAUACUGGACGGUGACGAUGACGAAUGGUGGCAGAGCUUCGAGACAAACAUUCGUGGCAUGUAUCGUGUUGCCAAGGCAUUCCUGCCUUUGAUGCUGAGCGGUGGCGACAAGACCAUUAUCAGCAUAUCUUCAACUGGCGUCAUGCACUAUCAUACUGGUGGUAGCAGCUACCAGAUAUCUAAAUUGGCGCUGCUCAGGUUGACCGAAUUCCUGAUGGCAGAGUAUGCAGAGCAGGGUCUGUUGACAUACUCGUUGCACCCCGGUGGUGUUGCCACGGAUCUCGCAAGCAUGUUGCCCGAAGCGACCAAAUCAUGGCUCAAGUGCACACCUGCCCUCGGUGGCGACACCAUUGCAUACUUGACAGCUCAGAGACAAGAAUGGUUGGCAGGACGUUAUCUGAGCGCAAUGUGGGAUAUGGAGGAGGUGUUUGCAAAGAAAGAGGAAAUCAUCGAGAAAGAUUUAUUGAAGAUGAAGAUGGCGUUCUGA